AACAAACCUAGGGUCCUGUGCUUGUUGGGAGAGCCGGAGAGGUAGAGGGAGGGAGGGAGGAACGCGAUGGCGGAAGUGAAAGGAUCAACAAUUCCAGAAGUGGAGGUAGAAGACCUGCCGAAGACUAUCGUGCGCCGGUUAGUGAAAGACAAGCUCUCCCAGCUCUCUAGGGAAGGCGAUAUGUCCCUCCUACGUGAUGCUCAUCAAGCCUUCUCCGAGAGUGCCCGCAUCUUCAUCCACUACCUCUCUGCUGCCGCAAAUGAUAAUUGCAUGGACUCUAAGAGGCAAACUAUGAGUGCAGAAGAUGUAUUCAAGGCUCUUGAAGACGUUGAGUUUAGUGAAUUUGUAGAUCCUCUCAGAGCUUCUCUUGAAGAGUUCAGGCUGAAAUAUUCUAAAAGGAAGGCCACAUCUUCAAAACCAGCGGAGUCUAACAAAAAGACCAAGGAAGAGAAACCUGCCGAGAAUGGGAAUAUGAAAAAAAAACAUGAUGCUACAGAUAACCCAAAGAGUAAGCACAAUAAAACUGGAUUGAAUGGAAAUGGAGCAAGAAAGGCACAACCAGUUGAAAGUGAGGAGAAAUACAGUCAAGAACCCAAUGGAAGUGAAGAGGAAGGAGGAGCUAAUGUAAGUGAGGACAGUCAUGAUAAUUGAGGAGUUAUUAUGGCAUAAUCAUGUUAAGGGUGGCAUGUUUUGAACUUUACUUUUCUAUAUCACUAUAUGUAUCCAUCCCCUUCUAAAAUGGAGAGUAGAUUUAUGGAGACCUAUAUGACUCCAUAACUCCAUUAUGGAGUCCUAUGGGAUAUUUGUGACACUAUCAUCACCAUUAAAAUAUGGAUAGUGAUGGUGCCAUAAUACCGUAUAUGUUUUCAUAAGGCAGUCGUAUGUUUUUUUUUUUUUUGCUAAAAUGGAUGUUUUAGUGUCCUAGUUAAUUACUAGUUUACUACCAUGAGAAUAAAACUAUUUGCAAUUUAGGUAGUAAUAUUUUAUUCAUAUCGUUUCC
Cuscuta epithymum is the source of this 1000-nucleotide messenger RNA. The record is from the annotation of a GenBank genome assembly. Lineage: Eukaryota; Viridiplantae; Streptophyta; Magnoliopsida; Solanales; Convolvulaceae.